This is a messenger RNA of Cladophialophora psammophila CBS 110553, 1539 nucleotides long. RefSeq lists its product as uncharacterized. The transcript has a single exon. Gene Ontology annotation, molecular function: NADP binding; flavin adenine dinucleotide binding; N,N-dimethylaniline monooxygenase activity. Bases 1 to 1539 code for a protein of 512 amino acids. NCBI's taxonomy places the organism in Eukaryota, Fungi, Ascomycota, Eurotiomycetes, Chaetothyriales, Herpotrichiellaceae. The record is from RefSeq and is a predicted model, not a curated record.
AUGGGCGAUGCGGGACGAGCGUGUCCCGUUUCACGCAUUGCCGUGAUAGGAGCAGGUCCGGUGGGAAUCUCAUGCGCGAAAUAUCUCCUUGCUGAGAAGGCAUUUGCGACAAUCGACAUUUACGAACAGCGUGAUCGGGUCGGAGGGAUCUGGAAUCUCUCCGCACCAGAACGAUCGAAACGGAUUCCAAUCCCGCAGAUUGAUCCGCGAUACGGCCAAAAACAAACACGACACAGACAUGAGAAUGGCGGCGCCGAGGACGGGCACGGCUCCUCGGAAUUCUCGGAGUCCCUGGAGUUUGAGUCGCCACUCUACGACUAUCUCGAAACGAAUAUUCCGAAGCAACUGAUGGCGUUCUCCGACAAGCCCUUCCCGGAAGAAGAGCCAUUGUUCCCUAGCCACCAGGCCGUGUUGAAGUACUUGGAAGAGUAUGCGGACGAAGUUAGAGGGUUGAUUCGCUUUAACACAGCAGUUGAAAACGUGCGGCCAGUCAGGGAUCAAGAGAAUGGGAGUGAAAAGUGGGAUUUGACGGCGCAGAAUGUUCUCUCAAGAGAGAUUGUCAGAAGCGUGUAUGAUGCCGUGGUGGUGGCAAACGGGCAUUACACUGUGCCGUAUGUCCCAGCUAUCAAAGGCGUCGCGGAUUGGCAUUCUUCAUACCCCACGGCCAUCAUUCAUUCGAAAGCCUAUCGAAGACCAGAGGACUUUAGGGACAAGAAGGUCAUCGUGAUUGGGAACUCUGCUUCGGGGUUGGACAUUGCCGCACAGAUUGGGAAAUAUUGUCGGAAGCCCGUAUUGCUUUCGUCAAGAUCGGUGUCGGCUUUUGGGACAUUGCCGGGUGGUGGGUAUAGGGAAGAUGUUGACGAAGUUGUGGAGUUCUUGUCGCCAAAGCAGGGGGAGUCCAGAGCAGUGAGGUUCAAGAGCGGCAGGAUUGAGAAGGAUAUCGAUGCAGUUGUGUUUGCAACCGGAUACUUCUACUCAUACCCAUUCCUUUCCGGCGUGCUGCCGCCGCUGGUCACUGACGGCUUCCGCACAAGAGGCACGUACCAGCACCUCUUCAGCAUUGACCAUCCGACAUUGGCCUUUCCAGUGAUCAAUCUCAAAGUCAUUCCUUUUCCGCUUUCCCAGAACCAGGCCGCCGUCUUGGCCCGGGUUUGGAGCAACCGGCUUGACUUGCCUUCACCUGCAGAGAUGCGAGAUUGGGAGCGAGACACGGUCCGUCGUAAAGGGGAUGGGAAAUACUUCCAUGUCCAGAAAUUUCCGGAAGAUGCGGCGCAGAUCAACGAGCUCUAUGCAUGGGCACUGCAGGCGAAAAGGAAAGAUGGACUGGAGAAUGAUGGCGCUGGGAAGCUGGGGACGAGAUGGGACCAGAAACGAGUCUGGAUGAGGUCCAAAUUCCCUGAGAUCAAGGCUGCGUACGUCAAGAGAGGUGAAGCGAGACUCCGGGUGAAGACAAUAGAGGAGCUGGGAUUUGAUUUUGAUCAAUGGCGAGAGCAAGUAGAGGAUAAAGACCUGGAAAUGUUCCAGAGAGCACUCUGUUGA